Messenger RNA from Brenthis ino (lesser marbled fritillary), 381 nucleotides. The record is from the annotation of a GenBank genome assembly. Lineage: Eukaryota; Metazoa; Arthropoda; Insecta; Lepidoptera; Nymphalidae.
AUGUCGUAUAACAAGUAUAACACCCGUAAUUCCGGACGCUUUAAUACACCGGGUACCUUCGUGACUGCUGGAAACCUGGGCGGCGGAUCACAAGGGAGCUAUGGCAAUAUGGGACCUCCACAACCACCACCGAGUAUGCAAUUCAACAAACCUUUAACUCAAAAUAUGAACUUCAACAAUACACAGAACUCCCAAGCACCUUUUGCAGCACCGAUAAAGGUGUCGCAGUCGCCGUCCUUAGACAUGAAUAUGGAUAAAGAAUCUGACAUGACUUUGGACACCCUGGACUCGUCCAACGCGGACGACGCGCCCGCGAGGCCGCACUGGAUGAAGUCCAAGUUAGUUGGCGGUGAGUGGCAACAUGUUGUAGAUAUACAUACA